CAACAUCUAGAUUAUUUCAAGAAGCAGCAUUUUACCAUCCAGCCCUGAACCCACAAAUCCUGGGCUCUUGCUGCUCUCUGGUGGCAGAAGCUGGGAGCCCGGAGCCCCGGGGAAUCGCACCUCUUACACUCAGCUAGGGCAAGGGCAAGCUGAGAGUGACCGCAAGUCUAGAGAGGGGAAGGGAGGCAGCGAGACGCGCUGGGGCAAAGGCCGGGGUGCAGGAGAGCUGAGGAGAGGAGGACAAGGGGACCGCUAGGGCAGAGGACGGUCCUGAGCACGGGUCGUGAGCACCGGCGAGGACCCCUGCCGCCGCUGGACGCACGGAGCCCCUUCGCUGGCCCGCAGCUUGCGCUCGCGCCGGCCGCCCCCUCCUCCCUCCCGGCCGCCCCUCCUCCGUCCCGCCCCCGCGCAGAGUCCCCAGCGCCGCAGUGGCCACCGCCUGCACUGCCGCUCCCGGAGCUGCCGCUCGCCCGGACGCGCUUGGAGAGGGGAGCAGGGAGCACGCCCGGCCCUUCUUUCCUUGUGACUCCGCAGCCACCGCCAGGGCCCGUUACCUCACGCCAACGUUCCCGUGGGGACCUUCACGGCCCGGUGGCCUCCACUGCGCUCUCCCUGCACCACCGCUCCCCUGCGGCCCCUCUGCCGCGGGAACUUGGGCAGGACCGACGGGACCGGCGCGCGGGGGCUGGCUCGGGCGCUGCGGCGAUGCCCGCGGGCUCCCUCUCCGCCACUUGCUCGCCCUGUGCCUGGGCUCGGGCCCCGACGGCUGCUCCGUGAGAUGACUUUCCGCGACAUCCUGAGCGUCACUUUCGAAGGACCCCGGUCGAGCAGUAGCUCUGGGGGCUCCGGCGCGGGCGGCGGAGCUGGCACGGUUGGCCCCGAGGGUCCGGCGGUGGGCGGCGUGCCGGGUGCCACAGGCGGCGGCGCUGUGGUGGGAACGGGCAGCGGCGAGGACAACCAGAGCUCCACGGCAGAACCGGGAGCCGCGGCAAGCGGCGAGGUGAAUGGCUCGGCGGCCGUCGGGGGGCUAGUGGUGAGUGCGCAGGGCGUGGGAGUGGGUGUCUUCCUGGCGGCCUUCAUCCUCACCGCUGUGGCGGGCAAUCUGCUCGUCAUCCUCUCGGUGGCCUGCAAUCGCCACUUGCAGACGGUCACCAACUAUUUCAUCGUGAACCUGGCGGUGGCUGACCUGCUACUGAGUGCAGCUGUGUUGCCCUUCUCAGCCACUAUGGAGGUUCUGGGCUUCUGGGCCUUCGGCCGGACCUUCUGCGACAUAUGGGCCGCGGUGGACGUGCUGUGCUGCACUGCCUCCAUCCUUAGCCUCUGCACCAUCUCUGUGGACCGCUACGUGGGUGUGCGCCACUCGCUCAAGUACCCAGCCAUUAUGACAGAGCGCAAGGCCGCUGCCAUUCUGGCUCUGCUUUGGGCGGUGGCCCUGGUGGUAUCUGUGGGGCCGCUACUCGGUUGGAAGGAGCCAGUGCCCCCGGAUGAGCGUUUCUGCGGCAUCACCGAGGAGGUGGGCUAUGCCAUCUUCUCUUCCGUAUGCUCCUUCUACCUUCCCAUGGCAGUGAUCCUGGUCAUGUACUGCCGCGUGUAUGUGGUCGCGCGCAGCACCACGCGCAGUCUCGAGGCGGGCAUCAAGAGGGAACCGGGCAAGGCCUCCGAGGUGGUUCUGAGGAUCCACUGUCGAGGUGCAGCCACUAGCGCCAAAGGAAAUCCGGGCACACAGAGUAGCAAAGGCCACACCUUGCGCAGUUCGCUUUCUGUAAGGCUGCUCAAGUUUUCCCGCGAGAAAAAGGCUGCCAAGACGUUGGCCAUCGUCGUGGGUGUCUUCGUCCUGUGCUGGUUCCCCUUCUUCUUCGUCCUGCCUCUGGGCUCUCUGUUCCCGCAGCUGAAACCAUCAGAAGGCGUCUUCAAGGUCAUCUUCUGGCUGGGCUACUUCAAUAGCUGUGUGAACCCGCUCAUCUACCCCUGCUCCAGUCGAGAGUUCAAGCGCGCCUUCCUCCGCCUCCUGCGCUGCCAGUGUCGCCGCCGCCGCCGCCGCCUCUGGCGAGUCUACGGCCACCACUGGCGAGCCUCGACCGGCGACCCGCGCUCCGACUGCGCCUCCAGCCCUCGCGUUGCACCUCCCGGGGCCCCCCUAGCCCUCACUGCACACCCGGGCCCGGGCUCCGCAGAUACAACGGAGACGCAGGCUUCGGUCUCCGGCCGUCGAAAGCCAGCCUCUGCCCUCCGGGAGUGGAGGCUGCUCGGGCCGCUACAGAGACCCACGACCCAGCUGCGUGCGAAGGUGUCCAGCCUGUCCCAUAAGAUCCGCUCUGGGGGCGCGCGGCGCGUGGAGACUGCGUGCGCCCUGCGCUCGGAGGUAGAAGCAGUGUCCCUAAAUGUUCCCCAAGAUGGGCCAGAAGCCGUCAUCUGCCAGGCUUAUGAGCCGGGCGACUACAGCAACCUCCGGGAGACUGACAUUUAAGGACCAAAACUCAGGCUGGGGAGGGUGCUUGGGCCAGGGGUGGGGUGCUUUGUGGGAUGCUGCCUUCGGAUCCAAGACUCUGACCAGGGUGGCUGCUCCAUCUCACCCCAGAGCAACCGGAGCUGAACCUGGGGUCGGAGCACUCCGAAGGUGGGGGGUUACGGUGCCGCCUGCUGGACAUAGUUGUCCAGAGUUUUUCCUGAAAGGGAGGGGCUUCAGGAUUCGUCUUUCUCAUCCAGUCUAAGAAACUGUUUCGUCAGCUCCUGAUGUCUAGGCAGAAGACUUCAGGUUUGGCUACUCCCCUUGGGGAGAAGAGGUACAAAUCCUUAUUUUGCUGCUCCCAGGGAAAAGAUCCGUGGACAGUUUCUACUCCUUACUGCCACCUGGAGGACGUCAAUGGACCUACCAUACGACCUGCCAUACAGCAAGCUAAGGUGGCGUGCCAGCCAUACAAAUCUUGUUUUCCCGCCCGCCCUGGGUCCACUGCCCCCCUCCCCACACUCCUAACUGUAUGAACCCCUCACCAUCCCCCCGCCCGGACCUUACUGUUUACACUGUGUACAUAGUUCGUUGUGCCUGUCUGUGCCCAUCACGUCUCCCUGGGAUUCCAGGCUGCCAACAGGGGAGAACUUUAUUUAUCGUUUUGAAACCUAUUUAUUGGUAAGAGUACUUAUAUUUUGUUCAGACUGUGCAAACUGU
This is a messenger RNA of Apodemus sylvaticus (European woodmouse), 3166 nucleotides long. RefSeq names its product adrenoceptor alpha 1D (gene Adra1d). Gene Ontology annotation, biological process: phospholipase C-activating G protein-coupled receptor signaling pathway; positive regulation of cytosolic calcium ion concentration; cell-cell signaling. Gene Ontology annotation, molecular function: alpha1-adrenergic receptor activity. NCBI's taxonomy places the organism in Eukaryota, Metazoa, Chordata, Mammalia, Rodentia, Muridae. The transcript is spliced from 2 exons. Gene Ontology annotation, cellular component: membrane. The record is from RefSeq and is a predicted model, not a curated record. Bases 779 to 2467 code for a protein of 562 amino acids.